AACAAUUCUUAUCGUAAAUUACAAAAAAAAAUUGUAAUGGGUUAUUAAAUCAAUUACUUAAAUUCCUUCGCAACACUUACAAAAAUUAUAAAUAAAUUCUAAGUGCGACCUUAUUGACCUUCGAACGACUUUGUUAUUAAAAAAACGUAAUAAUCGUUCCAUAUCUUUUAUAAUAAAUAGAAUCGUUUAAAUAACUUAUUCGUCCUUUAAUUGUAGCACAAUAAACGUUGGAUUCAGUCAAAAAUUUUGAAAAGUUAAAAACUUCUUAAAAAUGAAAUUAACGAAAAAUACGGUUCCAACAAAGCCAAUUCCCGGCCAAAAACCCGGUACGAGUGGGUUACGGAAGAAAGUGAAGGUCUUUAUGGAAGAGAAUUACACCGAAAAUUUCGUUCAAUGCGUUUUAACCUCAUUGGGGGAUAAAUUAAAAGGGUGUAGUCUCGUGGUUGGCGGAGACGGCCGAUUUUACACCAAAGAAGCAGUCCAAAAAAUCCUAAGAAUUUGUGCAGCAAAUGGGGUUAAAAAGGUUAUGGUGGGCCAAAACGGGUUAUUAUCAACCCCGGCAGUCUCAAACAUAAUCAGAACUUACAAACUUUUAGGUGGGAUCGUUUUGACCGCUUCUCAUAACCCCGGUGGAAUAAACAACGAUUUUGGGAUUAAAUACAACAUAGAUAACGGAGGCCCAGCUCCGGAUGCUUUAACAAAUUUAAUUUAUGAGUUAUCGAAAGAAAUUAAAGAAUACAAAGUUUGCGCCGAUUUAAAAUGUGAUAUUGAUAAAUUAGGGGUGUAUCAAUUCGAUGUUGAAAAUGAUGAAUUUAUCGUUGAAGUGAUUGACUCAACUCAAGACUACAUCAAUUUAAUGAAGGAAAUUUUCGACUUUAACAAGCUUAAAGGGUUGUUAUCUGGUUCAGAACAUAAUCCGCCGUUUAAAAUUCUCCUUGAUUCAAUGCACGGGGUAACCGGUAUUUAUGUCAAGAAAAUUUUUAUCGAUGAAUUACAAGCCAAACAAGAUAACGUAACUAGAAUAAACACCUUAGAAGAUUUCGGAAACAUCCACCCAGAUCCUAACCUAACUUACGCAAAAGAAUUAGUAGAGAAGUUACAAAAAGAUGAUAGUUACGAAUUAGGGGCUGCUUUCGAUGGGGAUGGAGAUCGCAACAUGAUUUUGGGGAAGAACUCCUUUUUUGUAACACCGAGUGAUAGUUUAGCUGUAAUCGCAAAUAAUUUAUCUUGUAUACCGUAUUUUAAAAAGAACGGUGUAAAGGGAUUCGCUCGCUCGAUGCCAACAGCUGGAGCCGUGGAUCUCGUAGCUAAAAAAUUGCAAAAAGAAUUCUUCGAAACCCCAACGGGGUGGAAAUAUUUCGGAAAUUUAAUGGAUGCGAAACGAAUGUGUUUAUGCGGCGAAGAAAGUUUUGGGACCGGCUCAGAUCAUAUCCGAGAAAAAGAUGGAAUUUGGGCCGUAUUAGCUUGGCUGAGCGUAAUCGAAAAUAAAGCGAUGAGUGUUGAAGAGAUCUUAAACGAACAUUGGAAAGAAUUCGGGCGAAAUUAUUUCACGCGAUAUGAUUACGAGAACGUUUCAAGCGAAUCAGGAGAUAAAUUAAUGGGGUAUUUAAAAGAUUUAAUCUCGGAAACUAAAGAAAAAGUGUUCAAGAAAGGUGACAAAACAUUCCGGGUGAAGUUAAUGGAUGAUUUUAAAUACGUCGAUCCCAUCGAUGGCAGCUUAGCUUUGAAUCAAGGGAUACGAAUCCUGUUCGAAGAUGGAUCGAGGGUUAUUUUUAGGUUAUCCGGAACUGGAAGUAGUGGAGCUACGGUUCGAUUAUACGUCGAUAGUUACGAAAAAGAUAAUUAUAAAGGGAAUGCUCAAGAUAUGUUGAAGCCGUUGGUCGAAAUCGCUUUGAGUAUGUCGCGAUUAGAAGAAUUCACCGGGAGAAAAUCACCAACUGUUAUAACAUAGAGAAAAUUAUUUUGUUUUGAUUAAGAAUAUAUUUUAUAUUAAUAUACAAAUAAUACUUUU
This is a messenger RNA of Onthophagus taurus, 2011 nucleotides long. NCBI's taxonomy places the organism in Eukaryota, Metazoa, Arthropoda, Insecta, Coleoptera, Scarabaeidae. The record is from RefSeq and is a predicted model, not a curated record.